Molecule: messenger RNA, 1672 nt
Organism: Orbicella faveolata
Lineage: Eukaryota; Metazoa; Cnidaria; Anthozoa; Scleractinia; Merulinidae
Product: protein O-glucosyltransferase 1-like
Cellular component (GO): endomembrane system
Molecular function (GO): UDP-glucosyltransferase activity; UDP-xylosyltransferase activity
Source: RefSeq, a predicted model, not a curated record
UGUGCAAUGGGUCGUACAAUGGGCCGGGGAGAUUCAGCCCAAACAACUCGUCUUCUCUUAAUUUUCCUUCUUGUCAAUAUUUCUCCCUUUAUAUCUGGAUCUAACGUUCAAGGCGAUUGCUCGAAAGAUGGUUCAUGCGAAGAAAAACAUGGUAAAGAAAAGUACAUCGCGAAAGAAUCAUGGAAAAAAUAUCUUCACAAAAUAGAUAAGGCUACUGCCAACUACCAAGACUGUUCAAACAAAAAAUGUGCGUGCUAUAGUGAUGUAAUAGAUGAUGACUUAAGAAUAUGGAAAGAGAGAGGAGGGAUAAAGAAAAGUGACUUUGAUAAUACUGAUGGCCGUGGAGUCCACUAUCAAAUCAUUAAUCAUAAACUGUACAGAGAGAAUAACUGUAUGUUUCCAUUCAGAUGUAAAGGAGUAGAGCAUUUUAUCCUAGAGAUAAUUGACAAGUUACCAGACAUGGAAAUGAGGAUCAACGUCAGAGACUAUCCACAGAUUCCCAAGUGGUCAAACCCUCUGCCUGUUUUCUCAUUCAGUAAGACAGGUAAUGAGUAUGACAUCAUGUACCCAGCGUGGACAUUCUGGGAAGGGGGGCCAGCAGUGUGGCCAAUUUACCCCACAGGACUGGGGAGAUGGGAUCUGAUGAGGGAUGAGAUUGAAAAAAAAGCUAAGGAAUGGCCGUGGAAGAAAAAACAGACCAAGGCAUUUUUCAGGGGAUCUAGGUUAGUUUAUUAUGUUGGAUUCAAGCAAGCAUUCAUUUUUCACCCGUUGUGUUGCAGAUACCUGUUCAACUUCCGUGGAGUAGCAGCCAGUUUUAGAUUCAAACAUCUAUUCCUGUGCAAAUCAUUGGUGUUUCACGUCGGAGAUGAGUGGCUUGAGUUUUUCUAUCGAGCACUUAAGCCAUGGGUUCACUAUAUACCAGUUGAAACUGAUCUUAAGAACGUUAGGAAAGCAGUGGCAGAAAGAGGCUACCAAUUUAUUAAAGAUCACCUUCGAAUGCAGGAUAUACGGUGUUACUGGAAGAAGCUGCUGAAGAACUACGCUAAACUAAUGCAGUGGAAACCGAAAAGAAACUCUGCAUUCCAAGAAAUAAAACCCUAGGCAUUACAAAUGCAUAUGGAAACUUUUAGGAUAUAGAGUACUUUCUUUCCAUUGUCCUAAGAAGUGUUUUCUGAACGCUGAUUGGUUUAUGAAACUCGUGUAACGCGCACCGACCAAUCAUAGUUUAGGUAAUAUCUUUUCAGCCAAUCAGAAUCAAAUCCAAUCAAUCGCCCUUGGCGUUUGCGAUUUUUCCCGCGCUAAACGCUGGCUACACAUUUUUCUUCGUCACUUCCUCAAAAGCGUUCUCUGAGCGCUGAUUAGUGUAUGAAAUCCGUGUAACGUGUGCACUGACCAUUCAGAGUAAAGGUGAUGUAUUUGCAGCCAAUCAAAUUCAAGUCCAAUCAAUCGGCGCGCUUUGGCGUACGUGAUUUUUCCCGCGCUUAAAUGCCAGCUACAUAUUUUUCUUCGUCACUUCUGAUUACUCUGUUACGAAUUCCUACAUUAGUUAGUAUUUUUGUAAUUGCACUAUUUAUUGAAAGAGGGCCAUAUUUAAGUGCUGCUGAUGCAAAUGUCACUGAGCCACUAAAACGAUACACAUUGUAUUUCAGUAUUAAAAAAUAUAUUAAAUGCU